AUGAAGCCCCGAAGGGUAUAUUAUAGUUUUCACUAUUAUGUAGACACCUUGGAGAAAUGCAUAUCUAUUACAAAUCCGCAACUUUAUAGUCCAUUCAAAUCAAUUCUCCACCCUCCUCUCUCUAUAACAACUGAUAACGUUAAUUUUUUCUCCUUCUGGUCUCCUCUUCCUCUCUUUGAAUUUAAGUUGACAGGGUACAUGACGGAGGAUAUAGGUGGUGGCUCUAGUUAUGAAGCAAGGGCUUGUUCGAGAGGGCACUGGAGACCUACCGAAGAUGAAAAACUCCGGCAGCUUGUCGAACAAUAUGGCCCUCAAAACUGGAAUUCCAUUGCUGAAAAACUUCAAGGAAGAUCAGGUAAAAGUUGCAGAUUGAGAUGGUUUAAUCAACUCGAUCCAAGAAUAAACAGGAGGCCAUUUACUGAAGAAGAAGAAAAAAUGCUUCUUGCAGCCCAUAGAAUACAUGGCAAUAAGUGGGCAUUUAUAUCUAGAUUUUUUCCAGGUAGAACAGACAAUGCUGUUAAGAAUCAUUGGCAUGUCAUUAUGGCCAGAAAACAAAGAGAACAAUCCAAGAUUUCUGGUAAGAAAAGUUCUCAAGAUGACCCCAACUCUCAUUCCUAUGUUGUUGAACAAAAGAAUCCGAGAUUCCCACACAGUGAGAUUCUUGAAUUCCGCAACCAAAACAAAGACGGAAUCUUUACUGUGUCGUCCUCCUCGGGUUCAUGUACGUCGUGGCCUUGUACGAGCCUUUUGACAACGUAUAAUUUAUCUUCUGCUGCUGAUAUUACUGCAAGAAAAGGAAGUAACCAAUACAAUUUUAGCUCCAACAGUUCAUUCCAUGGUGAUUCUGCUGUCUCUAAUUCCUACGGUUAUUUGGAUCGUCAUUUUCUCAGUAGAAAACAUGGUAAAAUCAAUGGAGAGUUGAUGCAUAUUGAUGCUAAGAAGGAAGGGAAAAGCAUUGUGCCAAGAGAAGAGCAAUCAUUUCCAAAGAAAAAUCUUCCCUUCAUAGAUUUUCUUGGUGUGGGAAGCUCUUCUUGA
Molecule: messenger RNA, 1035 nt
Organism: Fraxinus pennsylvanica
Lineage: Eukaryota; Viridiplantae; Streptophyta; Magnoliopsida; Lamiales; Oleaceae
Source: the annotation of a GenBank genome assembly